AUGGCGGGUAUCUUUCGGACUAUUUAUGACUGGCUCCUGAGGAUGUUCUGGUUCGGCUUGCUAAGAGCGGUACUUUGUACUUCGAAAUUGCAGGGCGACGGAGAUGGAUGUCACCAUGAUCGGGCUUCAGAAUGCAGGGAAAUCGUCACUUUUGCGCGUGCUUGCGCCGUAAAAGUUGUCAUUUCUCUUGCUAAACCUCCCCACAGUUCUAUCCCCACCAUUGGCUUCAACACGAAGCGGGUUCAGAAAGGCCAUGUGACCUUGAAAUGCUGGGAUCUCGGAGGCCAACCACGGUUCCGACCAAUGUGGGAGCGAUAUUGCCGCGGUGUAAAUGCGAUAGUGUACAUCGUUGAUGCAGCAGACCGCGCUGCACUUCCGGUCGCCACAGAUGAGCUGCACGAGUUGAUGAACAAGCCCACUCUUGAAGGUAUUCCGCUGUUGGUCCUUGGGAAUAAGUCCGACCUUCCGAAUAAGCUGUCCGUCGAUGAACUGAUUGAUGCGAUGGAUUUGAAAUCCAUUACCCAUCGCGAAGUGAGCUGUUAUGGGAUCAGUGCCAAAGAAGAGACUAACCUUGAUGCUGUUCUGCACUGGUUAAUCGCCAAAGCCAGUCGAUGA
Aspergillus caelatus is the source of this 615-nucleotide messenger RNA. Its product is annotated as ADP-ribosylation factor-like protein. The record is from RefSeq and is a predicted model, not a curated record. Bases 1 to 615 code for a protein of 204 amino acids. NCBI's taxonomy places the organism in Eukaryota, Fungi, Ascomycota, Eurotiomycetes, Eurotiales, Aspergillaceae. Gene Ontology annotation, biological process: protein transport. The transcript is spliced from 5 exons. Gene Ontology annotation, molecular function: GTPase activity; GTP binding. Gene Ontology annotation, cellular component: lysosomal membrane.